Molecule: messenger RNA, 588 nt
Organism: Closterium sp. Naga37s-1
Lineage: Eukaryota; Viridiplantae; Streptophyta; Zygnematophyceae; Desmidiales; Closteriaceae
Source: the annotation of a GenBank genome assembly
AUGAGGAGCAUUAAUCAGGGAACAUUCCCCAAAUCUUGCCUUCCCCUCUCCCUUUGGCUCUCCCUUUUCCCCUCCCUUUCUCCCUCCCGUUCGCUCUCCCUUCUGCUCUUCCUUUCCCUCUCCCUCACCCUCGCCCUUUCCCUCUCCCUUUCCCUCUCCCCUUGGCUCUCCCUUUUCCCCUCCCUUUCUCCCUCUUGUUCGCGCUCCCUUCUGCUCUUCCUUUCCCACUCCCUCUCCCUCUCCCUUUCCCUCUCCCUUUCCCUCUCCCUUUCCCUCUCCCUUUCCCUCUCCCUUUCCCUCUCCCUUUCCCUCUCCCUUUCCCUCUCCCUUUCCCUCUCCCUUUUCCUCUCCCUUUCCCUCUCCCUUUUCCUCUUCCUUUCCCUCUCCCUUUCCCUCUCCCUUACCCUCUGCCGCCAGAUGUUCACACCCAUGCCAGCAACACCCACGCGUGACCUUGUCGCAUCACCUGCGGCAGCCCCACCCAUUUCUUCUUCAUACAUCAUAUUAACCCCUGCAAUUGCUUCUCUUUCUGGCCUCGCAACCAUGCCAGCAACACCCACGUGUGACCUUGCACCAGCUGCCACGUAA